AUGGAGUCGGCUUCGCAGCUCUACCAGCCCAUAGACAACAAAGAACUCUUCCGGUCGUGCCGCAAGGAUCCCAAAUUCCCUGGCAUUUCGCUGGGUAUGUUGCGAAACGACAAAAACUAUCGCAAGCUGGUCAAAAAGCAGGCCAAGGACCUGGAGCUGCUGCGCCGACGACAUGAAAAGGAGGCCUCCACCAUGCUGCGUGCUCACACCAUCCUCACGGACAAACUGAAUGCAGCGCAUGCCAAGGCAUCCGCCGGGCAGAAGGCCGCCGCACAGAAGUACGUAGUUUUCUAUUAA
Molecule: messenger RNA, 297 nt
Organism: Dibothriocephalus latus
Lineage: Eukaryota; Metazoa; Platyhelminthes; Cestoda; Diphyllobothriidea; Diphyllobothriidae
Source: the annotation of a GenBank genome assembly